UAGAACAAAACAACAACAUAACGCAAAACACCACCAUAAAAAAACCCCACUGUCCAUCUCAUCAUCACGAACACACACACCAUGGCAUCCAAAUUCGACGUCGCAACAGCGCGUAAAGCCUUCCCCGCACUCGCGCAGCAACAAGUCUACAUGGACAACGCCGGCGGCACACAAACCCUCUCCAGCGUGGCCGACUCAAUCCACACAUAUCUCCUCUCGACGAACGUGCAGCUAGGCGCUACAUACCCAGUCUCAGCAACAAGCACCCGUCAGUACAACGAGGGCUACGCCGCGGCAGCAGGGUAUAUCAAUGCAGAUGUCAACGAAGUCGUGCUCGGCGGCGCGACAACCCAGCUCUUCGCCAACCUCGCCACAUCGCUGUACUCGUUCUUCUCGCCCGGCGACGAGAUCAUCCUGUCGCUGCUCGACCACGAGGCAAACAUCGGCGCCUGGGUGCGCAUGGCAGCACUCCUCAAGCUAAGCAUUGUAUGGUGGAAAGGCUCGUACGACACGUCCAAGUACAACCCGGUACACGCCCCCGAUAACCUGAUUCCGCUCCUCACGCCCAGAACGAAAUUUGUUGCGUGCACGCAUACGAGUAACAUCCUGGGCAGCAUCCACGACAUUGCUGCCCUGAGCAAGACAAUCAAAACGCAUGCGCCGGGUGCGCUGUUCUGUGUCGAUGGCGUGGCGUAUGCGCCGCAUCGAGCCGUGGAUGUUAAGGCGCUGGGCGUGGACUUUUAUUGUUUUUCAUGGUACAAAGUAUAUGGGCCACAUAUCUCCAUGUUGUACGCGAGCAGCGCGGCGCAGAAAUACAUGACAUCCCAAGGGCACUACUUCAAAGGUGCACCAGAAACACAAUCGCUUGACACCAAGCUUGGGCACGCAGGCAGCUCAUACGAGCUGGUAGCUAGCAUACCACACAUCGUCUCGUAUCUGAGUCCAGCCAAGGAGACGUGGGAUGCGAUAGCUGCACACGAGGAAGAAUUGACGAAGCCAAUCAUAGAAUUUUUGGAGAAGGAUAAGAGAGUGCAGAUCGUGGGCCAGCCAGUGGCGGAUAAAGAGCUGCGGGUACCGGUCAUUAGCUUUUGGGUGGAGGGGUGGAAGAGCGAGGAUGUUGUGCUGGAGGUAGAGAAGAGGAGUGCGUAUGGGUUUCGGUGGGGGCAUAUGUAUACGCAUCGCUUGGUGGAGGGUCUGUGGGGCAAGGGAGAUGAUGGGGCAGUGAGAAUAAGUCUGGUGCAUUAUAACACUUUGGAGGAGGUUCAGGGUCUUCUGAAGGUUCUGGGUGAGGUUCUCAAGGCGUAGGCCCGUGCUUUCUAUAGACUGGCCGUCUUGGUAGGCCCUUGGCCGCGCGUCUUGCAUGCUAGGUAUAGAUUAAGUCGCGCAAAACAAGGACGUCCUCAACAAUGGAGUGUAUGCCUUGUCGAUGCCGCUGUGCCGCC
Molecule: messenger RNA, 1442 nt
Organism: Pseudovirgaria hyperparasitica
Lineage: Eukaryota; Fungi; Ascomycota; Dothideomycetes; Acrospermales; Acrospermaceae
Product: PLP-dependent transferase
Exons: 3
Coding region: 82-1305 (407 amino acids)
Source: RefSeq, a predicted model, not a curated record